This is a messenger RNA of Dermacentor silvarum, 861 nucleotides long. RefSeq lists its product as uncharacterized. The record is from RefSeq and is a predicted model, not a curated record. The transcript has 3 exons. Bases 191 to 658 code for a protein of 155 amino acids. Lineage: Eukaryota; Metazoa; Arthropoda; Arachnida; Ixodida; Ixodidae.
UUCUCGCACGGCGACGUCAUUCUCCGGGGCUGUAUUCUCUGGGUUUAUUGAAUUUCCCUUUAGAAACUCUCACCACACAGUGUCCGCCUGCCUAUAAAACCUUGGGCGCUCUGCAAAAACUUUAGAUCAGCGCCGACAGAUUGGGACAAACUAUUUGGCUGAUUGCAGACGACUGGCGCACUGCUUAAACAUGAAGGUCCUGUAUCUUGCUGUGAUCGCCGGCGUAGCGUGCCUUGCCCUCGCCGGUGAAGUCAAAAAAGAAGAGAAGCCUGCCGGCAAGGAUGAGAAGGUUGAAGGCCGCGGUGGUUUCUUCGGAGGAGGUGGAGGUCACUACGGUGGAGGCUACGGCGGCGGCCACGGUGGAGGUUUCGGAGGCGGGUAUGGACAAAGUGCCGGAGGCUUCCAGGGUGGCUUCAAGCAAGGAGGCGCAGGAUACAGCCAGGGCUCAUCAGGCUUCUCUGGAGGCGGCUCGUCUAGUAACGUUCAGGGCUACAACAACCGGGAGGGGUACAGCUCCAACUCAGGCUUCUCUAAGGCCGGCUCAAGCAGCCACGGAAGCGGUUUUGGUCAACAGUCGGGUGGAUUCGCGGGUGGCUCCUCGGGUCACAAGUCUGGCCAUGGAAGCCAGCACCACGGCCACAUUGGCGGAGGCUAUUAGAAGGUCUGAAUCAUCACAUCUAGUCGUCUCUUUAACAUCACCUACUAUCAUGCUCUAUUCUCGUGCUUUUCCAUACAUCCCCACAAAACAGACGAGAACCCUGAAAACCAUCCAAAAUUAAAACGUAAGGCCACAGAACGUAAAAGUGUUCCUCUCCUUUUAAAAGAGUACGUAUUUUUGUAAUAAAAUUAUUCAUUUGUAUU